Messenger RNA from Paramuricea clavata, 6152 nucleotides. The record is from the annotation of a GenBank genome assembly. NCBI's taxonomy places the organism in Eukaryota, Metazoa, Cnidaria, Anthozoa, Malacalcyonacea, Plexauridae.
CAACAGGGUCUCGUUUCGCGUCAUUGCCAAAGCUAUGACAAGUCGACGAGUAAAAUGGUUUCUUUCUAAAAUUUAUCUCGUUUUAAAUGGCUCGUGCUUUAGAGACCGACCCGAUCAAUCAACUUGAAGAAAAUCUACAAUGUACUGUAUGUCUGGAAGUACUAACAGAACCCAGAACCCUUCCUUGUUGCCAUUCAUUCUGUAAAGUUUGUUUGGAACGAAUUGUGCAAACAUGCCGUGACAAAGCACCUCGUGGUCGACCUAUUCGAGAGUUUCCAUGUCCAAAUUGUCGUGCCACGUUUAUACUUGAUCCCGACAAACAUGUCGCCGACAUGCCACGGAACCAUUUCAUCUGUAACAUGGUAAAAGUGGCGGCCGUACUCGAUCGUGGAACAGGCGUUCCGUGUUCACAUAAUUGUAGACAAAGUUACUCGGUCGCUCGCUGCGUCACCUGUGAAAAAUUCCUAUGCCGAGAAUGUCUAGCAGGCCACAACAAUUAUCGAGCCAACAAUGGUCAUUCUGUUCUAACGAUGGAAGAGUUAUCGAAGCCAGAAAAUCGCAAGAAAAUCAACAACAAAAUGUAUUGCAAUGAACAUUCGGGCAUGAUAUUAAAAGUUUACUGCGAAACCUGUGAUCAACUGAUUUGUAGGGACUGCAUGGAUUUUAAACACGUCAAGCAAGGUCAUUCGUGUGUUCUCGUCAAGGAUGUAGUGAACAACUAUAAGGAACUUCUUGCUUCAAAUAACAAAGCAAUGGAAGACGCUUUAACUGCAGGCAAUGCAUUUCUUCAACGAUUAACACUUACGACAGAACAACUUGAUCGCGAUGCCGAAAAUAUCCGAAUUCAAAUUGAACAAAAGAAUGAUAUCGUGCUGAAAACUGUUGCUGGAAUGUUGGAGCAAAAAACUAAAACGCUUUUGAAGAAAGUGGAUGAAAUUCGCAAAACUGAACGAGCCAAUUUGGACAGACAGGCAGAAGAAACAAAGUUAUACGUAGAGAACAUAAAAACGUCUGUUCAACUUUCGAAAAAGUUGGCCGACCAAGGCACAGAAGAAGAAAUAAUUUCCUCUCAGAAAAUGAUGCUGGAUAACGCAAAUUACCUCCUAACAAAACGCGAAGAAUAUUUCGAUGCACCUAUACCCGUUGCAAAAUUGAGCUACACUUCUUCCACUGGCAAGGAACCAAUAAGCGAAGAGAUUUUGCAAGGACUGACAAACAGUUUAGGAGAAAUGAGUGGAGGCAAUGAAGAUAAAGGUAAGGACCGAGGGAAACUAGGCCAAAAAUUGUGAACCGGCCAAAGAUUUAAGAAUUUUAUUAAAUGAUUGAUCAAUUUUUAAAUAAACAAUAUUUAAAAUCAUGUUGUAACACUGCUGCAGAAUAACUUGUAAUAUAACUAGUAAUUAUAAGUUUGGUUUAUAUUUGGCAACGUUGGCGACAAAAAAUGAUCGUAACACCCGUGAACAAAUGAAAAUCAGGUUAUACCAGUAUUACAGAAGUGCAUGAUAAACGAUUAUGUUGGAAAAAUCCUGCUAGAUGGACAAUUUUACAGAUAGAAUGAUCUUUAUAUGCAGAUAUCAACUGCAAAAUAUUAUAAAUAACUUACUGACUGCAUGAGAGUGAGGGCAGUAUGGGAAAAUAUCUGCCGAGAAAGUAUUUCAAGACUAGGGAUCCAAGGAUAGUGUGAAGUUUCAAACUGCAAGAACUAUAUAGGGUCGCCGACAACCUAGAAAAGCUUGAUGGCUUACACUAUGAAAUAAACAGUUACCAAAGGCAUUUCAUCUCAUUAUUUAUUGCUUUUAAUACGCUCGGCACACGAGUAGCGUGACGUUUGAAACAAGCCUAACACAUCAGAAACGUGCCUUGUGAAACUGAUGCAAUUCAUCUAUUUAUUGUGUCACCAACAACCAAAUUUUGCAUAUUCUAAAUUUUCAUUUGCAGCUGUCGCUGAAAGCAUCUCCACGAGGCUACUGCUAUGCUAAAUUUAUCUAAUAAACUAUAAUUGAAAUAGCUGUAUAAGAUAUGUUAUGAAUAAUAAGCACUACGUCGUUACAUCAUUAAAAGACGCAUUUUAUCCUCAACCGUUCCGUAUUUUAUCCGUAUAUCCGUUCCGUGAAUCCGCUCCAUCCGCUUCCGCAUUUUAACUUAAUUGUGACAUGUUUCACAAUAACAAGUUUCAUUGACCUUUGACUUUUCCCAGUGUGACGUGUGUCUAUUUUCAGCUUUUCGCAUGUGUUGAAUAUAAAUAUCACUUUAGAUUUCAAUAGCCAUCUUAUCUCUGUGAUGUAGCACCUUAUACAGUCAAUGAGAAUGUAUAAUGAAUACACGGUCUAAAUAAUAUCGACGGUAAUGCAUAACAUCAAUUUAUAUAUUGUAUUACUAUUAUUGCGUAGAACAUCAAAGAUUUUCUCAAUAUUCAUGUCUGAAAUGUUUAUAUACUUGAAAACAACAGUCUCGCUUGUGCCUGCACGUACUGUACCUCUGUAUAAUGAGUAUGCCGUGAAAAAAUAAUAUCGGCACUCAAUUGAAUGCCUAGAAGCAAGAUUUUCGACUCAAUAUUUACGUCUGAAAUGUUUAUAUACUUAACUGCACUGUCUAGGCGGUCUAGCUCCUUCCUAGCUCUGUAUAAUGAAUAUAUUAUAUACCGUCUAAAUACUAUCGGCACUUAUUAAAUUGAACGCCCGUAAUGCAUAAGAUCAAUUUAUAUAUUGUGCAGAUUUUCAAAGAUUUACUCAAUAUUCACGUCUGAAAUCUUUAUAUACUUGAAAACAACACUGUCUCGUUUCUGCCUACGUACUGUACCUCUGUAUAAUGAGAAUACCGUGAAAAUAAUAUCGGCACUCAAAUGAAUGCCUAGAAUCAAGAUAUUCGACUCAAUAUUUACGUCUGAAAUGUUUACACACUUGACUGCACUGUCUAGGCGGUCUAGCUCCUUCCUAGCUCUGUAUAAUGAAUAUACCGUCUAAAUAUUAUUGGCACUUAAUUGAACGCCCGUACUGCAUAAGAUCAAUUUAUAUAUUGCGUAGAUUUUCAAAGAUUUACUCAAUAUUCACGUCUGAAAUCUUUAUAUACUUGAAAACAACACUGUCUUGCUUCUGCCUGCACGUACUGUACCUCUGUAUAAUGAGAAUACCGUGAAAAUAAUAUCGGCACUCAAAUGAAUGCCUAGAAUCAAGAUAUUCGACUCAAUAUUUACGUCUGAAAUGCUUACACACUUGACUGCACUGUCUAGGCGGUCUAGCUCCUUCCUAGCUCUGUAUAAUGAAUAUACCGUCUAAAUAUUAUCGGCACUUAAUUGAACGCCCGUAAUGCAUAAGAUCAAUUUAUAUAUUGCGUAGAUUUUCAAAGAUUUACUCAAUAUUCACGUCUGAAAUCUUUAUACAUUUGAAAACAACACUGUCGCUCCUUCCUAGCAUAUCGUCACGCCAUCAUGAUCUACGGCUUGACAGCGCAUGCGCAUUUGUGCUACUAAAGAAAAAAUCGGGUGUUCCGGGGUAAAGAUCCUUUACACAACAUGAGAAGAAAAUGUUCUAAAAUUUACAAAAAAUUACAAUAACGAAAGCGAUUCCUCGAAAUUUUUGUGAACUUGGCAAAAGGAUAACAGAAUAUGUAAAUAAGUUAACUGAAAUUGCCUAAAUAACCUUCAAAGUACUGACUAAGUACAAUAAAUCACUACGAAUAUAAAUCGUAUACACCCCCCGGAAAGUUUACUCUAUGAUUGACUGUUUGACUGAUUCGUGUGAAUUCGCCAGCCAUCACAAUAGUGUGAAGUGAAACUUCACACUAAAAAUGACGAGAGACUUAGUUAUUUAUUCAAAGACAAAAAAUCUGAAAAUAAAAUAUAUGAGUAAGAUACAAGAGUGAGCGCAGCGAACGAGUGAGAUAUCAUGUUCAACACGAGAAAUAGAUCUGGUAUUUCCAAGCAUCCAUGUAUUUUUCUGUUUAUUAUAUGAAGGACAGUUUUUGAAAAGCGAUAAUUUUUGCAGAAAAGUGAUAAUUGAAAAGCAAUAAUUUUCACAUGUGAAAUUAUCAUCAAUGAUCUCACAUGUGUGAUUAUCAGUUUUACCAGUGCUCGAAAUCUCUAUAAAGCACGGUACUUUAUAUAAUAAAAUAAAUAAACAGCAUCGACAUUCGACAAGUGUGUUUUUAGUUCGCUUCAUUUUACAUUCAUAUAUUUUUCUGAUUAACAAAAACAGAAAUUUUCGAAGGAAAUCUAUAAAUCUGUGGCUGCUUUAAUUGUAUUUUUGUUUCAGAUGGUGUAAAGAUAGUUCAUUCAAAAAUUGUCAAAAAAGCAAGUUCUUCCAAAGGGGCAGCAGGAGAAAAAGUUCUUAUUGAAAAGCUUUCCUGUGUUUUAAUCCAGAAUGUGAAGGUUUCUGUCUAUCAAGGAGACAUUACUAAAGAGACAGUCGAUGUUAUCGUGAAUGCAGCAAACGAAGGGCUGGAGCAUAGUGGCGGAUUGGCGGGAGCACUCGUAAAAGCCGGAGGGAAAUCAAUUCAAGAUGAAAGUGACGCCAUUAUGAGGAAACGCCAACACGCUCUAAAUGCCGGAGACGUCGUAGCCACAAAAGCUGGAAACCUUCGUUGUAGCUUUAUCAUUCACGUAGUCGGUCCAAGAUGGGCUAAUUAUUGCCAGAAGGAUAAAGCAAAGAAAGUGUUGCUCAACGCAGUUCUCAACUGUUUGACAAGCGCAUGUCAGAAUGAUGCUGCGAGUAUCUCCAUCCCUGCUAUAAGUUCUGGCAUAUUUGGUGUUCCUGUCCCAAUCUGUGCCGAAAUUCUGUUUUCAGCGGCGACAAAUUUUGCUGAGAACGCACCCAAAUCCAAUCCUCUGAAAGAUAUUCGUUUCGUCAACAUUGAUAAAUAUACUUCACAAGUGUUCGCACAAGAAAUGGAGAAACGGUUUGGUUAUUGAAGUGGUGUAUUCAUGACGUGUAAAAUGGAUCAAACCGUUUACAAUCUGUCAGCACUUCGUAUUUAACUGAGAUCUGAACAACAAAAACUUUUAGCAAGACAAACUAACUUAGAUAUGGACGUUCUAAGCAUUGACAAAAGGUCCUAGUUUCCGCCACUGAGUUUACAGUAGAGAGAUUCAGAUUUGACUUUCAAUUACCGCUACCUCUCAUGCCAUUACACGGCUGAAAACGAUCAGGUUAUUGCAAUAUUGAUGAAUACAGGAUUGAACAAUGUUGUGCUGUCCAAAUUGUUCACAGUUGUCAACAAUAUUGAAAAAUAUUGUUACACCCAAUUCAGGCUCAACAAUAUUGUUCAAUAUUGUUGACAAGUCACAAGUGUGAACAAUGUGGGCAGCAAAACAUUGUUCAAUCCUAUUAAACAGUGAGCUCAGCGUUUUUGCGUGUGACAGUGUAGUACGCAUUUGAUUGGCUAAUCAGAUAUAAACUAGUCCAUUAAUUAAUGGUAUAGCGGUAGUGAAAGUCAAAGCUGUAUCUCUCUAGUCUUUGCAGGAAUACCACAAUUGGACUACGUUUCAUUUAUUCACACGGAUUUAAUGAAUCGUGCAAGAAAAACUUGAGUAUGGAUCUUAUCUUGUAUAGUAUGGGAUAAUAGCCACCGAUUCGGAAGGAGCCCAUUUUCGCCUGGUUCCUUAGUAAUGGCGGAAUUCUAUUGUCUAUCAAUAUUUAACUGUUUUAAUGGGGUUUUUUUACCAGUACACAAUGAGCUGCGCUAUACAGUAUAUUUUUGAGGUCAGUGAUAACAGCCGGCAAGGAUUUUUACUCGCUCCAAAUUCCAACCACCAAACUGACAUGACGUCAUUUUCUCAAUAUUUCAAGUUGAUUCUUUUUUGAUUUUCUUAGUUAAUUUGGUUACGGGUAGGUUAGGGUUUGGUUUACGGUAGGGUUAGUUACAUAGCCAUUUCAGCCAACAUAUAAGCAAAUUGUCAACUGUCAAUAAAAUAUGUGUUUGGUUUCAGUUCGAAAUUGCUGUUACAUUGUCUUUCAACCAUUAGUUAAUAUUGUGUCAGUUGUCAAUCAAAAAUAACGGUAAAUGUCAGUAAUCAGUCAGCUUCAUUUUCCCUAUUAACACCGGAUAUAGAUUGAUGCUAAUAUUACUAAAUUAUAGACUAAUAUUACUAAAAUUGGUCUAGUAGAGCAUAGUUAAUAGAGAGCCAAUGUUAUGGCUGUUUAACAAUAAAGUCUGGU